Messenger RNA from Engraulis encrasicolus (European anchovy), 4437 nucleotides. RefSeq names its product NIM1 serine/threonine protein kinase a (gene nim1ka). Gene Ontology annotation, molecular function: ATP binding; protein serine/threonine kinase activity; tau-protein kinase activity. Gene Ontology annotation, cellular component: cytoplasm. Lineage: Eukaryota; Metazoa; Chordata; Actinopteri; Clupeiformes; Engraulidae. Bases 1959 to 3482 code for a protein of 507 amino acids. The transcript has 7 exons. The record is from RefSeq and is a predicted model, not a curated record. Gene Ontology annotation, biological process: microtubule cytoskeleton organization; protein phosphorylation; intracellular signal transduction.
UAAUGAAUAGGAGGAGUCAUCCUGUUUCAUUGACGAAAACAACCAGAUUAAGCGUGGACGUGGUCAAGCUUGGUGCGGUGACAUCGCUCUCCCUGUCAGGUAUAAAGUGAAUCCCUGGCCCUGCUGAAAGACUCAGGUGGAGAUUUGCGAGGCUGACAAUCAAAGCCGGGAUUAGGAUCUGCUGCAGCGACGACGGCUUGCCCUAAUCCCAGCAUCUGAGAAAGGGAAGGCUGGUUGUUGCUUGGCUUUGGUUUGAGAAGCAGACGCCAAGGCGAGGAGCCCGUGAGAGGAGUACAGAGGUUUGGGGACAAGAGAGGCCCUCGUCUAGUAUCUACCAAGUCGCGGUGGUGGAGGUGGAAGUGUGGUUGAAGGCUUUUUUUCCAGAAAGGGAGGCUGUUUGUUUUGGUCAGCUGGUUGGUUGACCACCAGACUCUGAGGAGAGAAGCCUGAGAGAGGAGCUCAGAGGUGGGGGAUGAGGUGAGGACCCUCUAGUGGUGGAGAUGUUAGUGUGGGCGAAGACUUGCUUCCAGCUGCGGGGAAAAGCAAGCUGGGUGGUUGGUUGGUCGGCUGGUUGGUUGACCACCAGACUCUGAGGAGAAGAAGAGAAGACCUCAGGGGGAUAAGGCGGAAUCGUCUUCCCCUGUAGUAGUAUUACGUAGCUGUGGUGGUGUGAUCCAAAGCUGCUUUCCCUUCCCACUGGAGAGCAGCUAAGGAGGGAGGUUGGCUGAUAUCCAGCUGCGUAGAACAGCAAAGACAAGCAGGCCGGGUGGUUGGUUGGCAGGGUGGUUGGCAGCAGGGUUGUUGACCACCAGACUCUGAGGAGAAGAGAAGCCCGAGAGAGGGGAUCUCAGGAGGGGAUGAGGAAGAGGCUGUCUGCCCUUGUCUGCCCUCUUGUACUAGUAGUAGCUGUGGUGGUGUGAGGUGAGCAAAAGCUGCUUUUCCUGCACGCUGGAGAACAGCCAGAAAGGGAGUGUUGGCUGGUUGCUUGACCCAACCGGCCCUGAGGAGCAAAAAGAGAAGCCCAAGAGAGGUUGAUCUCAGUGGGGGAUAAGGGAGUCCCUCGUCAGCCCCUUGUGGAAUAGAAGCAGUGUUAGUAGUUGUGGAGGUAGUGGUGGUGUGAGAGAGUGAGUGAGUGAUAACUGUUUUUUCCAGCCCGCUGGAGAGUGGUUGCUGGAGCUUUCCCCUGGGGGCCAGCUCUUAGUGCUACCCAAGACAUUUUGUUCUGCUGAACGGGGACCCAGAGGAGAAACAGCAAACAAAGGGAAGGAGGAAGAAGAAGAAGAGGAGGAGGAGGAGGAGGUAGAGGUGGAGAUACAGGUGACUGGGGCCAGGAAGGGUGUCUGCCUGUUUGGCAAUCACAGCGUCCGCAACACUCGAUGACUGUUGUUCUCUGACCCGUCUAUUUUUGUCCCCGAGGGGGAAAGUGUCAAGAGCAGCAAAGAGAGAGAGAGAGAGAGAGCGGAAGGAGGGAGAUAGGUGAAAGGGAAAGAUUUAGAUGUAGAGAGGGCAAGGGAAGGGAGGGAGAACGAAAAAAGAUUGUGAGACAUAGAUUGUGUGUGAGAGAGAGAGAGAGAAAGAGAGACGGACAGAAUCGAGUGAGAGAACAAGCGAGAGCGACAGAGAAGAGGGAGAGAGCAAGGGAGAGAGCAAGGGAGAGAGGGGCAGUUAGUUGCAGCUGCAGGUGUUGAGAAGUCCAGGUGCCUGUGUGUGUGUGUGCAGCAGCUCUCUGUUCCAACAAUCCACCCCUCUGGUCCUCGACGGCCACCUCAGCUCUACCAGCUGCUCUCCUCUCCUCUCCUCUCCUCCACCCCUUCCUUCAUCUGUCCAUUCAUCUACCCAUCCACUCACCUGCUCUUCUCGCCUCGCUCGGUUCCCUGAGAGCGCUGUAGGAUGCUGAGGCACAAAGCCAGCUGCGAGGUCAAAGGGGCCAUCUGCGACAACAUGACGCAGCGGAUGCGAUGACAGCCGUCCACCCAUUGGACAGGCGUCCCUCCUCCAUCUCCACCUCCACCUCCACCUCCAAGUCCACGCGGGGAUCCCACUCCAAAUCCACCUCCGGCAGCAUGCGCCCCAUGGCAUCCUUCGGCCCCGGGCCCCCCCCGGCGUUUGGCCCCCUCCCCGGGACUCUGCCGUCUCAGCGAUACGCCCGCUGGAGCCGGCAGGACAGCUCCGACAUCUGCACCGAUGACGAGGGCGGUGGAGGCGGAGGAGGUGGGGGCACGCUGCGUCGGCUCUCCCCGCUGGAGAAGCUGAACCUGGAUAUGUGCCAGGACGACAAGGUGGUGCGCGAGCUCACCAUAGGACGCCGCAUCGGCUUCUACAAGGUGCGCGGCGAGAUCGGCUGCGGCAACUUCUCCCACGUCAAGCUGGGCAUCCACGCUCUCACCAGAGACAAGGUGGCCAUCAAGAUCCUGGACAAGACCAAGUUGGACCAGAAGACCCAGCGGCUGCUCUCCAGGGAGAUCUCCAGCAUGGAGCGGCUGCACCACCCCAACAUCAUACGCCUCUACGAGGUGGUGGAGACCCUGACGCGUUUGCACCUGGUCAUGGAGUACGCCAGCGGCGGGGAGCUGUACACCAAGAUCAGCACCGAGGGCAAGCUCAACGACAUCGACUGCAAGAUCGUCUUCUCCCAGGUGCUAGGGGCCGUCAAACACAUGCACGACAACAACAUCAUCCACCGGGACCUGAAGGCGGAGAACGUCUUUUACACGUGCAGCACCUGUGUGAAGGUGGGCGACUUUGGCUUCAGCACGGCGGUGACGCGCCGCGAAGAGACGCUCAACACCUUCUGCGGCUCGCCGCCCUACGCAGCGCCCGAGCUCUUCCGCGACGAGCACUACACGGGCGCCUGCGUGGACGUCUGGGCGCUGGGCGUCAUGCUGUUCUUCAUGGCCACCGCCACCAUGCCCUUCCGCGCCGACACAGUGGCCAAGCUCAAGCGCUGCAUCCUGGACGGCACCUUCACGCUACCCCCCUUUGUGCCGGAGCUCUGCGGAGCCCUCAUACGGGGGAUACUUCAACCCCAGUCGGGCGACCGGCUCACCGUGGACCAGAUCAUGGGGUGCGACUGGCUGCGCCCCGUGGACUUUCCGCCGGCCGCCGAGCCCUUCAAGCUGGACCCGCUGUACCUGGUGGAGGCGGAGGCCAGCGAGCUGGAGGAGGACGAGGUGGAGGUGAAGAGGACUCUGGAGACCCUGGGCAUCACCUCGGAGCACCUGCGCAACAAUCAGGGCAAGGACUGCCGCAGCUCCAUCACGGGAGUGUACCGGAUUUUGUUGCACCGGGCGCACCGUCGCCGGGCCAUGGAGAGCAUGCCCGUGGUGACGCAUGUGGUCAGCGCUGGGAGUGGUGGCAGCGGGGGUGGUGCCAGGCGGAGUGGUUGCAACGCCCGCGCUGGUGGUGGGAACUACGCCAAAAAGGACCGCUUGAAAACCUACCGGAGCAUGAGACACACCUCCAAGCUGUGCAUCAUUCUUUGACUGAAUCUCUGCACACAGUAAAAUGUAUUUACAGUGUUAAUCCAACACUUUUGUGGUAUAAGGUAGAAUUAAAAAGUUAAUGUAGUUCUCUCUCGAGUCAGCUGAUGCUUAAAUGAGUCCUUAGGAAGUGAAGGAUGACUCUCCCGACCACUUUCGCAGUCCGUUGUCAGAAAUUCCCACCUGUAACUUUUGGCUGACUGACCCAAAUGAGUGUCAUGUCUAAAAAAAACUUUUCAUGAGAAAAUCGGAGUUUAGGCCCUGUCGUGGCUCAAACGGCGGGGCACUGCACUGUCACGCCGGAGACCCUGGUUCGAUCCCGGCCCGAGGUAAUUUCCCGCCCCUCCCCCGUGACCGUCUCUCUCUCCCACUUGCUGCCUGCCAUCUCUCAAACUUUCCUAUCAAAAAUAGAGGUGUAAAUCCCCCCCCAAAAAAUAAAAUAAAAAAUAAAAUCUGACUUCACAUACCACAGGAGACAUAUUCACAUUUGGAUAGACCAAAGGUACUCUUUGAUUAAAAAAAAUAAUCAAACCAGGAGCAGAGUUUUUCAUGACAUUGCAGAGGGCGCCUUUAACAUCUUCUAGUUUGUAUUUGGUUCCAGAGUACUCUCUAAGUGUUGAAUUAACACUGCGUUUUUUUACUGUGCAGAUGGGUUAACACUUCAUUGUCUUAAAUACAAAAACACAGAGACUGUUCUAUUUAUUUAAUUUGUAUUAUUUUUUGGAGAGUGGAAGAGAUUGUGGUGCUUGACUGAAUGUUGAAUAGUGAGUGACAUAAAUAAAAUUGUAUUUUUCAUUAAUAUGAGAAAAUAAAAAUAAUUGCCUGAUGCGGUGAGCAUGGAACUCAAUGUUGCUUAAAUACACGUUGUGUAUGAACACCAUAGAGAGUCUGUGUUGAUGCCAUAACUGUCAUGUCUUGUUCAUAUGCACUGUAUCCAAUAAAAUGCAGAAAUACAAAA